Zophobas morio is the source of this 872-nucleotide messenger RNA. RefSeq names its product brachyurin-like. The coding region runs from base 11 to 841 and encodes 276 amino acids. Gene Ontology annotation, molecular function: serine-type endopeptidase activity. The record is from RefSeq and is a predicted model, not a curated record. The transcript is spliced from 6 exons. NCBI's taxonomy places the organism in Eukaryota, Metazoa, Arthropoda, Insecta, Coleoptera, Tenebrionidae. Gene Ontology annotation, biological process: proteolysis.
CUCAUGGAAUAUGAUAAAAAUUCGAACUGAGAUGUUAUUCCAAAACGCCAAUAUGAUAACACUAGUAGCUCUAAUUUUCUGUCUAUCAACGACUUGCACCCAUGCAGACCAUGUACAAUCAAGACCAAAAGUAGGACGCAUAAUUGGUGGUGACACAGCCAAUGCUGGUCAAUUCCCGUAUAUAGCAUCCAUUUAUAAAAGCACCAACGCUGGUACCUACUUCUGUGCUGGAACUCUUAUUAACAACCAGUGGAUCUUAACGGCUGGCCAAUGUGUUAUAGAUGGCGUACUUUUCAACAUCCGUUUAGGGUCAAACCAUCUGAAUGACCCUAAUGCGUUGCGACUGGCUACAGACCAAUACUUCUUACACCCUGAUUACAACCCUGAUACUUUAGAGAAUGACGUUGGUCUUAUCAAGUUCCGUGAAGCCAUUCAGUUUACCGAUUACGUGAAAGCCAUCAAUUUUCUAUCCAGUGCAAACCUUACAGCGUCUGCUAGUGUUGAAACUGCAGGGUGGGGACAAACCAGUGAUGAAGACGCUGGAUUAGUCGAUGAACUGAACGUUGUUUCCUUGGUGACCCUUAGUAACGAAGAAUGUAGACUCACGUUUGGAAAUCAAAUUACUGACAACAUGGUUUGUGCUGGUGGAAAUUACAAUGAGGGUACUUGCACGGGUGACAUUGGUGGACCGCUUAUUCAGACUUUACUUGGAUUACAACUUCAUGUAGGAGUUGCAAGCUUCAUAAGUGGAAGAGGUUGCGAAAGCACUGACCCUUCCGGUUUUACACGGACAGCACCUUAUGUACCAUGGAUUCGCAGUAUCUUGGAGUCCACUUAUUAACACAAAUGAAAUAAAGCAAUGUAGUUUUAAA